AUGGCUCAAGGCAAAUACUUGUCAUCAACAACACUCAUAUUUCUAUUUUUAAUUUCUCAUAAUAUUUUGUUUAUUAUAGCAGAAGUUGUACAACCAAUAGUUUAUUCUCCAAAGGAUAAAAAAACUUAUAUUGUUUAUACUAAUAGUUCUGAUUAUGUCAAAAUCUUAGCCUCAGUAUUGGGAAGUGAGGAGGCAGCAAAGCAAGCAAUAUUGUAUACUUAUCAUCAUGUAAUAAGAGGAUUUUCAGCUUCAUUGACUCUUGCACAAGCUGCUCGUUUAUCAGAUCAUGAAGAUGUAUUAAGUGUCAAAGAAAGUGCAACAUAUUACUUGCAUGAUGGAUCUGAAGGUCCAACCAGCAAUUAG
Molecule: messenger RNA, 363 nt
Organism: Solanum pennellii
Lineage: Eukaryota; Viridiplantae; Streptophyta; Magnoliopsida; Solanales; Solanaceae
Product: subtilisin-like protease SBT3.12
Exons: 3
Coding region: 1-363 (120 amino acids)
Source: RefSeq, a predicted model, not a curated record